Oryctolagus cuniculus (rabbit) is the source of this 5565-nucleotide messenger RNA. Lineage: Eukaryota; Metazoa; Chordata; Mammalia; Lagomorpha; Leporidae. The record is from RefSeq and is a predicted model, not a curated record.
ACUUGGAGCCUGCUGGCUGGGAACAGGGGCUGGGGUGCCUGCAGCCUCCACUGGCACACCCCGUCCCCACCUGGAGUUGCAAAGUGAAAGGGGAGCAUCAGGUCUCUCUCCCAGGCUGGGCAGGCGAGGGGCAGGCGAGGGGGAGCCUGGGGCCCCUGAAGCCCGUGGAGGCGGAGCUGGGGCAGGAUGCAGAGGGAGCGGGGAGAAGAACAGGAGUGUGUGUGUGUGUGUGUGCGUGAGUGUGCGAGAGAGGAGCCCGGUGUGUCACUGUCGCCGGAGGGGAGAUGAGUCUGACUCAGUGGGAACAUCCGGCAGGAAGGAAAGAGAGCCGAGCUGGCAUGUGCGAGGGAGCAGGAUGGGGUGUGGGGCCCAGGUGGGGGAGAGGGAGGGGGAGCUGCAGGGGAGCAGAGGCUGGAGCGCUGGCGCCUGGGGCCCGGGGUCAUGGAAACAGCCCUGGUCAAUCAGGGAUGCAGGGGCUUCGGACACAGGCCUCGGGGCCUUGCCAUGCUUGAAACAGAACCAGGUCCCCCCCUCCCCGCACCCCAGGCCUCAGGGCCUCGAGGACCCCUGAGGGAACUGCCAGGCUCAGGGGUGUGAGCGAGGGCUUUCCAAGGGAGCCCGUGGGAGGAAGGCUGCCAGCAGCACUGGGCCGGGGUGGGGACGGAGCUGGAGUCGGGCCUAGCUCACCACCGUGAGGCGCUGGACACCAGGAGUGCUGAGAGGACCAGAGGAGUGAGUGACUGACAGUGUUGUCCCGGGUGUGCGGGGGCCUGGGGCUGUGACUUGACCCGUGUCACCUGCACCAGUGCUGAUGGGGCAGCCAGUGGGAGAGGGAGGCACCCUGGAGGUACCUGCCAAGCCGGCUCUUCUGCAGGCCUUUUGCUACUCAAGGGAGAGACCCGGCCAUGUGGCUGCCCAUCGUGUCUGCGGGCAGCCCCAGGCCUGGGGCACACGGCCUCAGGGGAAGGCUGGGUCUUGGCGGCCAGGCCUCCUGGGUGGGCUUGACCACCAGGGGGACGACCCUGUCGUCCUGUCUGGGCCGCUGGGGCAGGGCAGGGCCAGCUGCUGCCGGCUCCCUGGUCCUCCCCCUGUGCGAGUGGAAGGGUGGGGGUGGAGGCCGCGGCGUUCCUGGCUGGGAGCCCAGAGGAGUCUUUUGUAAUCACAACAUGAUCUCGUGUGCUGAGCAGUGGAGCCGGCAGGGAGAGGCGGGCAGAGGCCCGGCUCCGGCGGCUCCGGCUUCCCUCCUGCUCCGGCUCCCCCAGGGUCUGCUCUGGAAUCCUCUCGGUGCCCGCUGGUGCCAUGCACUCGGCUGCCGGAGGAGAAGGAUGCUGAGCUGGACCGGAGGAUAGUUGCCCUGCGCAAGAAGAACCAGGCCUUACUGCGCAGGUACCAGUGUCUCCCUGUGUAGGCCUGUCCGCGUCUGUGUCUCUGUGCGUCUGGGGGCUGUGGCCUGUGCUGAUCCCAGGCCCUCCCCUAGGAGAUCCAGGAAGACCGUCGGCAGGCCGAGCAGGGGGGCAUGGCUGUGACCACGCCGGGGCUCCUCCAGCCCAACAGCCUCACUGUCACCAUCAGCCAGGUUCCUGGUGAGAAGCGGGUGGUCAGCAGGAACUGGGCAAGGAGCCCCCUCGGACCCGAUGCCGCCGGCGAGAUGCUGGAGGACGAGGACGUGGGGGGCUGCGUGGGCGCCUUCUUCUUGGGGGAGCGCGUGGACCUGGCCGUGACCAUGGAAAACAGGGCCAAGGCCAAACGGAUCGUAAGUGAAAAGCCCACCAGAGCAAGGGCCCCCGGGGCAGACGGGUCACCUGGAGGGGGCGGAGGCCAAAGCCCCCCGACACAGUUGGCCGUCGGCUCGAACUCUGCGCAGAAGGCUGCAGGGGAAGCCCGGGUCCCAGCCCCUCCACGGCCACUCAGGGCGCCCCCAGAGGUGGGCUGGGACUACGCUCAGUGGAAGCAGGAGCGCGAGCAGGUGGACCAGGCCCGCGUGGCCCGGCACAGAGAUGCACAGGGUGACUGGCGCCGCCCGUGGGACAUGGACAAGGCCAAGCCCACGCUACAGGAUGGCGGCAAGCCUAGGGAAGAGGGCCCGGUGAGGGCGGGCGGCAGACGGGGUCCUAGGAGCCACCGGAAGCUACAGCCCCCGCCAUUGUCCCCGGAUGGCAAAGGUCGGGGUGGGCAGCCCAGCAGACCCUCAGCGGCACCAGCCACAGGCAGCAAAGCCCGGGGCAAGGAGAGGCUGACCGGCAGGGCCCGAAGGUGGGAUACGAAGGAAGACACGGCUGAGGACCUGGAAAGCCAGGAGGCAGGCCAGAGCACCAGGACGGCUGUCAGUGCAGAGGAACAGGCCGACAAGCAGAGCGGGGCGCAGCCGGGCAGGCUGGGAAGGACUCCAGCAACCAGCCCAGCGCCAGCACCCCCGGAGCGGCCAGAAGAGAAGUCAGGAGCUUCCACAAGCAGCCCCGCCCCCGGCUCACCACAACAGACUGACUUGGUUCCCCUGGACCUCUCCCUAGGAGGGGCCGGCAGCCCUGGGCCUGGGGAGAGCUCGUGUGUUCUCAGCCCCGGGCCCGGGGCCCAGGAGAACCCUGCCUCCCGGCCCAGUGGCUCCCGGCAGCCUCCGGGGUGCAGCGACCCCGAGGCUGAGCUGGAGGGCCGGAUGUGCUCUGAGCUGCAGAAAGGAACAGGCCCCCUAGAGCCCAGAGAGGGCAGGUCUGGCAGGGCUGGGGCGCAGCAGGCCCUGGCCCCAAGAGGCAGGCCUCCCAGAGGAAGUGGGCAGAGGGGGAGGGGCACAGGGGGAAGGGGCAGGAGAGGGGGAGCUGGCCCUGCAGGACGGUGCUGAGCAGAGCUCCUGGGAGCUGGGGGCUGCUUUAGGGAGAGGAGGAGGGAAGGACUCAGUGCCCAGUCUUCUGUGUGGCUCGUGCCCGUCCGGCUGAGCAGUGUGGUCAGCUUGCCAGCAGACUGAUCCUGUGAGGGCAAGGGGCUGCCUUGGGCCCUGUACCUCGUGGGCCCGUGUGUUUUCCUGUGCAAGCACAAGCAUGCUGGCCAUUGGUGUCCCACGCCCGUAAGCCCUGCUCUGAUGCCCAGGCCAUGAGCCAUCUCCACCCUGACAGCCAGGCCCUCCUGGUCCUGUUAUGCCCCAAGACCUGGCCUCCCUCACCAGCAGAUGCCCUCAGCUCCCGGCAGCCGCAAGCCCCCUUGGCCACCCAAGCCAGCACCUUUCUCACCCUCCUGUCUCGCGGCCAGGUGAUGAGUGGUCCCAGGCUCACAGGAUGGCUGAGCUGGCAGAACCUCGGCCGUCACCUGCUUCUUCCAAAGAGGAGGCCGAGGCCUGGAGAAAGGACACAGCUGGCACUGCCCGGGCUGGGAGCAGAGAAGCAGAAUCGGGCUUCCCUAUGAAAAGGAGGGUCCCUGGAGUGGCUCCCCUGGCAUGGGGUGGACUGGGCGGUGGGGAGCACUCACGGCUGGCGCUGAGGCAUCACGUGCACCCUGGGCAGAGGCCAGGGCCUGCUCCUGCGGCCCAGGGUCAUUUCCUGCCCUCUCCUACUUCCUCUUCCCCACCCCCACCCCCACCAGGGCCUUGCAAGGCAAGGGCCCAGAGAAACAGAGAAGCUCAGUAGAUAAACAAUGACUCCAACUAAGGGCGGCGACAUCAGAACUUGUCUUUCCCACUUAGUCUCCAUUCCCGCCCCUCCCCUGAGGCCCACGGAAUUAUCCAGACUCCGCACAAGCUGUGGCUUCCUCUCAAUUCAACAAACAUUUCCUGAGCACCCACGACCAGUACCGCAGCCGGUGGGCGACGGUGACUUAGCCAGCAGGGGGAGGGAAGGGACCCAGUCAUCCAGCAGGUCCAGGCUACACAGCAGGGGCCGCUCUUGGCCUGAGGUGCGUGACAGGGCUGGGGGCAGGAGUGCUGUGGGAGCCCAGAGGGAACCAGCCCGGCCUCUGCUCCCACGCCCUUGCCUGGAGCUCACCACGUGGUCCCUUCUGCUCCCCUCCUCCCUGGCCCUGCCAUGCUGGUUUCUCUGCUGAGGGUCAUGGGCCUCUGAGGCCCCCAGGAGGGUCUGGACCCUGGCCACAGUUCGAUGGGAGGCCAGUGGGGUCCCAGCUCAGGCGGCUUCGCUGGCUGGCAGCUCCAUCCCCCCACCCUUCGAUGUGGCCGCAUGGGGAGUGGGUACCUCCCAGCAGCUGAGACUGCUGUCCUCACACCGGCAUGCCAAGGAUGAUGCCGGCUCUAAUUCAGCCUGGGGAGGGCUGGGAGCCAGCGCUGCUGUAGGCACAGGUAGGCCCACGCUGCUGGGCUGGGCCACACUAUGCGAGUGGUAAGGGCCGAGACUAGGACACAAGGAGGGCUGGGGACAGAGGCAGACUCUAGGCCCUGGCUGGCUGCAGGGCUGGGGGAAGACGCUGCAGAGGGCAGGAAUGGGGUGGGGUGAAGAGGGCAGAAGAGGGCAGUGUGGGGCUGAUCACAGGCAUUCUGGAAAAGCCUGGCCAGGCUGGAGACUCCACGCUCAAGUUUUCCUCUUGCCUUCCAGUCACAAGGACAAGGCUUUGGAAUGUGGCACAGGCCCUGGGCCCCAUGGCGGGCAAAGGACAGGGCUGGGUUAGAGCAAAGGAUGGGGUUAGGUUCGGGCAGAGACCUUAAAUUCAAGAUUCACAGUCUGCUCCCAAACCCCGGAGCUGCAACUCACAGGUGUGCCUGCACACAGGGUAGCCGCCAGGACGUGUGAGCAUGGGAGGGGGACGGAGAAGUGGGACAAGGCCCGGGUUCAGCCCUCACACAGGGACCAGGGCAGAAGAGAGUCAGGGAGAAGGGCUAUGGGGAAAUAGGGCUGGAAGGAUGUUAGGAGGAGGGGUGUUGGGGGAGCAACGAGAUUGGAGAGUGGAGACCGGUGCAGGCUGCUUUCACAGGAAGACUGUACUGUGGGCAGGUGGCACUGAGCUGUCCUCAAGAGGGCAGUGGCUGUGGUGGCAGCCCUCGGCUACCCAACCUGACUGUGGCUCCAGGAUGGAACAGGAGGCAGGUGUCACUAGAUACGGCCCCCGCCGACCUCAGGGCCAUGUAGAGCUGGUUCUAUCUCCUCUUGGCUCCUGUGUUCAAAGGUCAGGCUGGAAGCCUUCUACUUGGUUGGAAAGGAGGAAGGCAUCCAGGACAAAUCUAUUUUCAAAUGUGGGAGGGCUUCACAUGGCCAUCAGGAACCAAGGCACGGGGCUGGAGGGCGGAAGAGGCGGAGGCACCUGUGUCCCAGGCCCACCUCACCUUGGCAGAAGGAGCAGUGGAGCAGGGUUGCAAGAAAGGCACGUGUUGGACGACAGGGUGGAACGGGCACAGGCCAGGAUCCCCCGGUCCAGGCAGCUGGGUGGCCGUGCUCGACUUUAACCUCUAAAAGCCUUGGUCCCCUUGUCUGCAAAGUGGGGCUGUAAUUCCCACCCUGAAGGGCUGUUGAGAAAACAAGGACAAGAGUAUGCAAAAUGCACCCGGCCCGCAGUAGACACUGUCACUGGUAGCCUGCCGUUCGAAAGGCUCUCGGUGAAUACUCGUUGAAUAAAUGAAGUAGCUAUUUGGUGUGA